Yamadazyma jaroonii is the source of this 1389-nucleotide messenger RNA. The record is from the annotation of a GenBank genome assembly. NCBI's taxonomy places the organism in Eukaryota, Fungi, Ascomycota, Pichiomycetes, Serinales, Debaryomycetaceae.
AUGUCAUUCAAAGGAUUCAAGAAAUCAAUCAUCAGAACACCGCAAAAUAUUAGACAAAAGUUUAAUAUGGGAGAAAUUACCCAAGAUGCGGUGUAUCUUGAUGCCGAACGUAGAUUCAAAGAAUUAGAAAUUGAAACCAAAAAGUUAUCAGAUGAAAGUAAAAGAUAUUUCAAUGCAGUAAAUGGGAUUUUAGAUUAUCAAAUUGAUUUCUCUAAAGCAAUUGAGGAGAUUUAUAAACCAAUUUCAGGGAAAUUAUCCGAUCCAAAUGCUACACAUCCUGAAGAUAAUCCCGAAGGUAUUGAAGCAAGUGAACAAUAUCGUGAAGUUGUUAAGGAUUUGAAAGAAACUUUACAACCUGAUUUGGAAUUGAUUGAAAGUAGAAUCGUCCAACCAGCUCAAGAAUUGUUAAAAGUUAUCAAUUGUAUCAGAAAAAUGGCUACCAAAAGAGAUCAUAAACAAGUUGAUUUAGAUAGACAUAAAAGAAACCAUAAAAAGUAUCAAGAUAAGAAAGAAAGAACUGCUAAGGAUGAAGAAAAGAUGUAUGGUGCCGAAGCUGAUGUAGCAGUAGCUCAACAAGAAUAUGAUUAUUAUAAUGAUAUGUUAAAGAUGGAAUUACCAAUAUUAUUCCAAAUGCAAAAUGAUUUUAUCAGACCUUUAUUCGUUUCAUUCUAUUAUAUGCAAUUGAAUAUUUUCUAUACGUUAUACAAUAGAAUGGAAGAAUUAAAAAUCCCAUAUUUUGAUUUGACUACUGAUAUUAUGGAAAGUUAUGCAUUUAAAAAAGGAAAUAUUGAUGAACAAACAGAUGCUAUUGGUAUCACUCAUUUCAAAGUUGGUCAUGCUAAAUCUAAAUUAGAAGCCACUAAAAGAAGAUACGCAGCUCAAGGAGGUGCAGGUGCACCAGGUCAACCUACAGGACCAAAUUAUGGAAUUUAUGCCCCACAAAAUCAAACCGCUCCUCCUUAUAGUCCAACUGGUUCAACUGCACCUCCAGGCUAUGGACAACCACCUGCACAACAAUAUGGAGAUUAUAAAGAUCCUAAUGGACCAGGUUAUACCCCACCAGCUUCAGGUUAUCAAGCACCUGGUUAUCAAGCACCUAAUUAUGCAGGAGCCCAAAGUCCUCAGCCUUCUUAUGGAGGAGCACCCAGUUAUCAAAGUCCUGUCACGCCUGUUUCACCUAAUUCUGCUAUACCACCACCUGUGGCACCUACUGCAGCUAGUACGUGUACUGCUAUUUAUGAAUAUACUGCUCAAGCUCAAGGAGAUUUAACUUUCCCUGCUGGUGCAGUGAUUGAAGUCAUUGACAAGACUGAUAGUAAUGGUUGGUGGACAGGUAAAUACAAUGGUCAAACCGGUGCGUUCCCCGGUAAUUACGUACAAUUAAAUUAA